Messenger RNA from Thamnophis sirtalis, 1378 nucleotides. It is a transcript of the gene LSM2, whose product is annotated as LSM2 homolog, U6 small nuclear RNA and mRNA degradation associated. Gene Ontology annotation, molecular function: RNA binding. The record is from RefSeq and is a predicted model, not a curated record. Lineage: Eukaryota; Metazoa; Chordata; Lepidosauria; Squamata; Natricidae. Gene Ontology annotation, biological process: mRNA splicing, via spliceosome. Gene Ontology annotation, cellular component: U6 snRNP; catalytic step 2 spliceosome; U4/U6 x U5 tri-snRNP complex.
CCCAACACGCAUGCGCAGCCCGGGAAGUUCUUUCUUUCUCUUUUUCCCCUAGACUCUUCCCUCCCCUAGUUCUGCGAGUUGAUCCACGCGAUAUCUUUGAUUCUGCAGCGGGCAGCGGGCAGCGCGAAAUAUGCUUUUCUAUUCCUUCUUCAAAUCCCUGGUAGGGAAGGACGUCGUAGUGGAAUUGAAGAAUGAUUUGAGCAUCUGUGGGACCUUACAUUCUGUAGAUCAGUACCUGAAUAUCAAGCUCACGGAUAUUAGUGUGACAGAUCCAGAAAAAUAUCCUCAUAUGUUGUCCGUCAAGAAUUGCUUCAUUCGUGGCUCUGUUGUCCGCUACGUCCAGCUUCCAGCCGACGAGGUGGACACUCAACUCUUGCAAGAUGCUGCUCGCAAGGAAGCCCUCCAGCAGAAACAGUGAUGAAUUUUUAUUUGUUUUAUUCUCCCUGUGUGACUUGACCUUCCUUGAAGAAGAGCUGCAGAAUGGUAGAAGGUCACGUUAUCUCUCUGUGUGUGGAAAUACCAGCAAAGUUAGCAUUGUAAAUAUGGCCAUCUGUCUUCCUUGGAUACCGACGAGGCUUCCACUUGCUAAUGUUUGUUCCUUUGUUAUGCAGCAUCCAUCCAUAAAGAUGUUCACACCAACCUCCUCCAUCUCUUAGGACUUGCUGGAGAGGAAGGUUGGUGAGCACUAAAUUGAAGAAGAAAUAUUUUGGUCAUCCCUUUCUGAUUUAAAACCAGUAAUAAAAUCCUUCCAUUAUCAGUCCUCUUCCUUGCUCUCUUCAGCAUUCAGUGAAUGGCGUUGUUGUGUAGUAGAAAAGUCCAAUUUUGGUCGAGGAUUGAUAGUCAGCCAUGAAAAUAUUAUUAUUGCUGUAGCUUAUUUGCCCUGCAAAGUGCCCUAAACAUGGUUUUCUUCAUGUAUUACCAGCCCUUUCUAAUUUCCUUUUGUUCCAAUGCAGCACAGCUAAUGCUAGUGUGAUUUUUUUUUCCCAUGUUGGUGUACUUCCUAUUUAUAGGAUUUGAAGCUAUGCUUUCUUUGGAAUUUCAGCAGGUUAGAAAGAACCUGCAAACUCCCAAGUAUGGAGAGUGUUCCAUUUUAUUUUUGUUAUACACACAAUAUAAAUACCCUUCAGUUUCAAUCUAAGCUUUCUUUGUUGCAAUAUAAAAUGGCGGCUGUGUUUUCUCCGGCCAUUAGAAAAAGUUGUAGGUUGAGCCCUGCUCUUUUUGAGUUUUUUUUUUAACAUAUCACUUGUUUUGUUGUUGCCUUUUGUAUUUGUUGUUCUCAUUUUAUGGGCUAAUGCACGUGUUUUUUAGGAAUACUUUUUGAAAGCAUAAUGAUUUGUUGAACAGAAAAUGGACAAUUAAAAGUUUGAUUUGAAAGAUA